UGUAAUAUGAUCUUUAUAUUACGUUACCUCCUUUAGAUUUAUUAGAACGACACGAAAUUUGCUAUUAAACAUUUUAGCCUUACAGCAACUUACUUUACUGUGAAGAUGCCGCGAUCGUCUACUAACCACAAAAACCUCUGCAAAGCAAUGGCAGUUCCCCGGGCUCGUAUUAUAAUCGGCAAUCUGAAGAAAGAAAAUGCGUUUUUGUUGAAGACUUUAAAUGAGUUGGCUCGGCAUCACAAUGACCACAACAGGAUCAUAGAGAAAUUUCUUGCCCUAGUACACUACCGCCCAUCAUCCCAAGAGUUUGAAGAAGAGGGUUCAAAAUGUGUGUCAGCAUUGGUGCCAGAGGAGCAGAGGGGCCAUGAAGAACACCAGCGCAAUCAGGUGAACAUGACAAGAGUGACCUGUUACGCCAAUGAAAUAGAGGAGAUAAAGGACCAGCUUGUAAACAUCUCAGCCAGAUGUCAGUAUCUGGAGAACAACACUGCAAAGAAACAGGAAACUGCCAUUGAUGUACAGGGUGAAAAUGCCACGAUAAAUGAGCUCCAACUCAGCCUCAAUUAUGUCCUUGAGAAGAAUAAGCAGUGGGUAGAGUAUGACCAGCAGAGGGAGCACUAUGUGAAGUCCAUAAUAACCAGAAUGUCAUUCCUGGAGAAACAUCUGCAGGAAGUCUCUGAGGCCCGGGUCACUGAGCGUAAAGAGUUUCUAUCACAUGAAAACAAGAAACUCAAAAAGAUGGAGCAGUAUUACGAAGGCCUUAUGCACAAUGCCAGUCAGGAGAAAGCCGUACUCAGAGAACACGUGUGUCUCCUCCAGAAUGCCCUGACCGAGGCCAAGAGAGAGUGCAGAGAAAAGCAGUGUGAACUCGAAGAGCAGUUGCAGAGAGACAGGGAGACAGAGAACGUUGCAGACAUCAGGAGGGGGAACGAGGAGCAGUAUCUGACCACAGAGGCUGAAGAUCUCCAGGCUGACACUGUGGCUCCAAACUCAGCUCUGCCCUUAGACCGCCCCCCUCUCCCUCCAAAAACCCGCCCCUCCCUCUCCCCUCGUAAGAGUGUGCUGGACGAGAGCGUCAUGGAGUGUCCCAUGUGCCAUGCCAUCUAUCCUGCCAGUCUAUACAACGAGCUCAUCAAACAUCUGGACUACUGCCAGAUCUGA
Boleophthalmus pectinirostris (great blue-spotted mudskipper) is the source of this 1161-nucleotide messenger RNA. Its product is annotated as centrosomal protein of 55 kDa-like. Gene Ontology annotation, biological process: regulation of phosphatidylinositol 3-kinase/protein kinase B signal transduction; mitotic cytokinesis. The coding region runs from base 106 to 1161 and encodes 351 amino acids. Lineage: Eukaryota; Metazoa; Chordata; Actinopteri; Gobiiformes; Gobiidae. The record is from RefSeq and is a predicted model, not a curated record. The transcript has 8 exons.